CUCCGGCGGGCGGCCAGCGGCGUCUACCAGGGCGCCAGCGGCCUCCUGGGCGAGGAGAACGUGCGCGCCCUGCAGAAGUUUUUCUCCAGACUGACAGAGCGAUUCGUGUACGGCGUGGACGUUCUAGUAGAUACCUUGUGGAGAAUAUGGACAGAUCUUCUAGAUGUCCUUGGAAUUGAUGGUUCCAAUCUGACCCAUUAUUUCAGCCACACUGCUCUAGCCAGCAAUCCCGCCCGGGCCCUUUUGCUGAUCGGGGCCAUCUUAUUGGCUUAUUGGUUCGUUUCUCUUCUCCUCGGAUUUUUCUUUUACCUCUUGCACAUUCUGUGCGGGCGAUUCUUCUGGAUCGUCCGGAUCGUCCUGUUCGCUCUGUCCUGCGUGUACAUCCUCCAGAAAUACGAAAGCGAGCCCGAACACGCGGUCCUUCCCCUCUGCUUCGUCGUGGCCGUCUACUUCAUGACCGGGCCCGUCAGCUUCUACUGGAGGCGGAACAGUCACAACACCUUGGAGGAGAAGAUUGACCAUCUGGACAGCCAGAUCAGACUCCUGAACAUCCGUCUGUCUCGCGUGAUCGAAAAUCUGGACAGAGGGGGCGACUAAGGCAAGGCCACGCUUCGCUUGGGACCCCCACGCUCUGGGAGAUCACUGCGUAUCGUCCAACGAGGCGGACUUUGGGGUAAACCAAGCGUGCGCCCUUAAGCAGUUGCGUAUCGCGAGUAGUUUCUCAGUCAACACACUGAAAGAAAAUUAAUUCCCUUGUAAGAUAGAUGAGCUGUUCGCCCAUGAGUAGAAUUUUAUCUGCUUUUUUCCAAGCACUUGAAACAUCUUUUAUAAAAAAUAAAAAAAGGGGGGGGAGAAGCUUUUAUAGAGGCCGAUCGAGUCGUUAAUUUCAGACGAGAAGAAAAGAUUCUCUAUCAACGUGAUGCAGAUUUCACCUUGGAACAGGGGGAAGGAAGCGUCAAGAAUUCUACCCGACGCUUCUGCUGAGAAACGGGAGGGAGGAUCAGCUUUUCUUUCCUCUUUUCCGUCUUGGCCUCAGCGGUAACUUCAUUUGGUGCCUCCUGUUGUCUUUCUCCUAUGAUCGCAAAAGGAAAAAAAUUAUUGGAGUCAGAUCGAAACGUUGUCCGUUCUGAAUUUAAGAGCAGGAAGUCACAUCCUUCGGAUAUCCCCCGCCGUUGAACGUCAAAAGCGUUUCUGUAUUUUUUUGUCCUCCUAUCAAUUUUAUUAGAAAUAAGCCCUUUCUUUAGUCUACACUCAACCUUGGCGACUUUUAGCUGU
Molecule: messenger RNA, 1275 nt
Organism: Python bivittatus (Burmese python)
Lineage: Eukaryota; Metazoa; Chordata; Lepidosauria; Squamata; Pythonidae
Gene: BRI3BP
Product: BRI3 binding protein
Cellular component (GO): mitochondrion
Source: RefSeq, a predicted model, not a curated record